This is a messenger RNA of Trifolium pratense (red clover), 861 nucleotides long. Its product is annotated as 2-hydroxy-palmitic acid dioxygenase MPO1-like. Lineage: Eukaryota; Viridiplantae; Streptophyta; Magnoliopsida; Fabales; Fabaceae. The record is from RefSeq and is a predicted model, not a curated record. Bases 126 to 722 code for a protein of 198 amino acids. The transcript is spliced from 4 exons. Gene Ontology annotation, cellular component: endoplasmic reticulum. Gene Ontology annotation, biological process: sphingoid catabolic process.
AUCAUCACAUGCCAUAUGAAUGAAUCAAAUAGUAUAUAAAUAAAUAAAUGUUCACAAAAACAAUACACACAAAAAAAAUAACAACAUUAUAGAAAAACUUUGCUUCACUUAAAAAAAAAAAAGAAAUGGGUUUAUUAGAUCUGGAAAAGCACUUUUCUUUCUACGGUGCUUAUCAUAGCAACCCUACAAACAUAAUAAUUCAUAUAAUCUUUGUUUGGCCAAUUCUCUUCACAGCACUUCUUUUUCUCUAUUUUACACCUCCUAUUUUUUCACCUUCCCAAACACUCCUUAAUUUUGUUCCAUCUGUUCUUGUUUUCAACUUUGGUUUUGUUUUGGCUGUUUUCUACGGUCUUUUCUAUGCUGCUUUGGAUUUUAAAUCCGGUUCUUUUGCUGCGGUUCUUACUUUGAUUUGUUGGGUUUCUUCAAGUUUCGUAGCUAAUUUCAUCGGCUACGAUAUCGCUUGGAAGGUUGUGUUAGCUGCUCAGUUGUUUUGUUGGACAGGACAAUUUAUUGGUCAUGGAGUGUUUGAGAAACGUGCACCAGCUCUAUUGGACAACCUUGCUCAAGCUUUUCUGAUGGCUCCUUUCUUCGUGGUUCUUGAGAUCCUCCAAUCAACCAUUGGAUAUGAACCAUAUCCUGGAUUUGAGAAAAGGGUGAAGGCAAAGAUAGCUGCUAAUAUCAAAGAAUGGAAGGAAAAGAAGAAACAAAAGAAAAGUGCUUAGGUUGAAAAACUUGUUUACAAAUGUUGUUAUAUUUACGGGAGAAUAAAGAUAAGAUUCAUGUUGUUGACAAAUAUUUAAGGAUAAUGUUUGAACAUGUUGUUGAUGUGUAUAUAUAUAUAUAUAUAUAUAUAUUUGUGGA